This is a messenger RNA of Hyalella azteca, 7372 nucleotides long. RefSeq lists its product as uncharacterized. The record is from RefSeq and is a predicted model, not a curated record. Lineage: Eukaryota; Metazoa; Arthropoda; Malacostraca; Amphipoda; Hyalellidae. The coding region runs from base 133 to 2958 and encodes 941 amino acids. The transcript is spliced from 2 exons.
UGUGUUCUAUCAGAACCUGCGUCAGGGAAAUCGCAGUUGGCAUCCUGUCCGCGCUAUAGCGCCGUCCGUCAGUCCCCUAUCAUCGGCAGAAUCCCGGCCCCUCCUUCCGAGGGCGAUCAACACAAGGACUCGAUGGACAGCAGGUGGAGCAAUGGCGGCUUGUAUUACGCAGUGCAGCAAAACCCCGACGCCGAGUGCGAUAUUUCACACAAACUUCACGAAUCAUCCAGACAAUCUGUCAAAUUUCCAACCCGAAAUUCUAGUGACGACGCAGCAAUUGGUCUUGAUGAAGAAGAUGCGGACGAUUGUAAGUCAGAGGCUGAUGAUCCUCAAACCGACGUUGUGGAGGCUAGUGUGGUCGCUUGUCAGCCGAUGGCGUUGAGGCAUAAAACAGUUCCUGUUAAAAGUCGAGAGCAUUUAUUCACGCGGAAAAAUAGCUGGGAUAGAGUCUGUAGCAACCUAGAUUAUUUGAAAGUGAAAACUUGCAGAGAAAUGUCUUUGGACGGCGCACAAACCAAGUCUCAAUGCUACCUUAUAUCGCCCGACGAAAAGUUCCCCACGAGCUCUGAGCACAAGAUCUCUUGUGUUCCACUUGGUGGAGCGUCCGCCUCGGACGAAACUGAUGAACCCAACGUGAAGGUUAAAACGUCUCAUGGUUCCAUUUCUUCUUUCUUUGAACCUAAAGAAAUUGAUUUCAUUGAGAAAACUAAGUUUGAUGACUCCGCUGCUAUAAAUUCAAAGAAUCCAACAUGUCCUAGUCUUUCAAGUCCGUCCAAAACUGUUAGAAAUAAGUCAGGCUCGUCACGGGCGUCUCUAGACGAUGCUCCGUCGCUCAGUCGCCCAGUUUCAUUAAGGAAUUUUUCGUCCCAGAACUGCGCUUCCACUCGUCUCAGCUACAAAUCCUUCUCUGCUCUGGAGUCCAGUUCAGACUCCUGCACCCCAGGAUGCUCUUCUGACAGCGCCCCAGCCUCAUCCCCUAACCCCAAGCCUCGCGCUUCUUUCAAGCUCGUGCCAGACCUAGAAGUUCCAGACCCUGAUGAAGUCCAGAACAAAAACUUGCUGCAGCUCGCCGAGUCGUUCAUCAAGAACAACUCGCUCAUGAGGAAGCCUUGUAAAGAAUACCUCGACAGAGCUUCGUACCGACGAGCUAAGUUAGAGCAUCACCUGAGUUUGGUGUCGACGGUGCAGGGCAUCGACGUGUGUAGCCUGUCGUGUGCGAGUGUCGCAAGCUACCGCACCAUCAACGAGCAGAGCACCUUCGACCUACAGGACACUCCUCCUAAACCUGUUUCACGUUCCUCAGUGAGAAAAAGUCUAAAUUUUGAAAAUUUAAAAAACUCUUCUAAGAAGAACGUGUCGGCGACGUCUUCGCUUAGUAUAAAUGCGGGUGCUGGUAGCGUAGAGCUGUUCAGCUUAGAAGAUCUUUUGGAAAGCACAUGUGAAGGUGAUAAAACUGAUGUAGACAGCAAGUCCAAUUCACCUGUUCAGUUGAUUAAACCUUUAGGUGAUCCCAACAAGAGUUUUUCAUGCAAUGGUUUUAUCAACGAGUCUCCACGUAAGUCGGGUAACUCCCCUCGCAAAAGGACGACGGAGUUGGACUCAAACGGUUGGCAAACUUACAAUGCGUCCGAUUUAUCGACGGAAAAACCAGAUGACUCCUUAAAAGAAGAUGGCGCAGUGGGAUUUGUCGAAGCUCCUUUCACCAACGAAUGGGACGAUGCCCCAAGCCCGCUCUCCAAGACUUUCAACAAUUCUCCUAUGUGUAAAGAGACCAACGCAAAAAACACUUCAUCUACUAGCUUUGAAGAUGAUCCCGAGGCUAACUCCUUCACUUCUGGCAAAACUGGCAAGCCUAGCAAUCUUCUCUCUAGUUCACCGAUUAGAAAGCAGUCAUCUCUUCUUGCCACGGGAAACUCUUCCGACGUUCUGGACGACUACCAACCAUUUGACUGUGACGACCCGAUAAUCAGCGCAACUGAUAAAUCUUUCUCAACUCCUAAGAAGAGAGAUGCGAAUGCUUCUAUGUACGAAUCGUCUCCUCGCAGCGGCUUAAACGAUUUUUCUGGUUUCAAUAAAGGUUUGAACUUGUCUAAACACAGCCAAAAUUCCAAUGGAGGAAAAAACUCUGAUUUUAAGAAUAAUUCGUAUUCCAAUAACGAUUACUUGAAUGACGUUGUUUUCAGUAAACCAAGUUCUUACAAUGAUUACAAUACAGACUUGGAUUUAAUCACAUGUGAUGAAGAUGAGUGGCCUAAAUUAGGGAAUGAUGACGAUGUUUCGAAAACUGACUACGACGAUGACAAUUUUGGAAGUGUGGAUGCCGAGCCACGAUGUCGGGAGUUGUCGAUGUUCGACAAGGACGAUGUUGACACAGCAACGCAUCUGAAUACAUCCAAUUCCAGCAGCAAGUCUUCGCAAAAAAAUUCCCGCUCUUUUGUGCGUCCUUUUGCAACUCUUAGUGGGAUUUCCCCGACCUACAAGAAGAGAAAUUCGUUUAAAUUCGAUGAAGAUCCUCGUUUUGCCCCCAGCGAGCCACGACACAACAAGGAUUACGACAUGGAUUUCGACGGCGACGAUGUAGAUCAAACCAACUGUGGUGGGUACAAAAACAACAACAACUCUGGAUGUGUGUCCCAGAGCUACAGAAGAAGCAGACGGUUGCAUAGCGCCAAUAAUAGUCAAUACGAAGACCUCUUUGAGUUCGGGACUCGAGACGAGGAUCUCGAAGAUCCUUUCUCCACCUCAGAAGAUCAAACCAACUCGUCGGCACCGCAGAACGGUGACGCUACGCAACGUCCAGUCGACGAUGACGACGACGAAGGUCCGUCAUUUCAGCUGAACAAGCACAUCAAGUUGAGUAAAAAGGGCAUCAGUUUAGGGGCGAUGGGUUGCGAGCUCAGCAUCGGUCGCAACGUCGAGCUCAACAUUUUCGGCAAGAAAACUGCGACUCUUGUGUGAUCGCUGCCUCGGGACUCGACGGAGGUUACACUCUUCUUCUUGUAGGGUGUUUAAAGCAGUCUAUGUUAUAGAAUCACACGUUACGGAAAUUGUGAUUGAUAUAUACGGGUCUAAAAGGCGUGUCACGCGCGUACCUAUAUUACGGCAUUAAAUGUGAGUUGGCUUGACUCAAGCGGGAAACUAUGACCCUAGACCCUAGUAAUUAUGAACCUAAGUGGAUAUUUCCUAUCUAUCAUAUAAUGCAGCACAAAACAUAAGAAAAUAUACUUGUCUGCAGGUUUAAUGACGAUAUCUAUUUUACUUAUAGUCAAGUAAUUGCUUUUAUAUGUAAGUUUUAAUAAUAGAAUAGUCAGCCUCGCCUUGUAGACUAAAAUGAACUAGCACAGCUUCGAUGCCUUCUUAUUUGCCGCUCCAGAACAAGUUAGGGUUCUUAUAGUGUACCUAAGAUCCCGCCGUAUAACACCUUGGUGAUUUGCUCUAGAAAAACUUAAGGUUUUCCUCAUAGUGUACCAUAUAAGGUCCCAGUGUAGAACAAAAUAGUUUACUUUCGCUGUAGUACACCUUGUUGCCCUGCUCUAGAACAACUUUAGGGUUGGUGCCUCUAAUAGUAUACCUAAGGUCCCACUCUAGAACACAUUGGUGCUCUGCCAUAGAACACAUUACAGGCCAUCCCUAGAACACCUUAAUAUCCUGCUCUAGAACACUUUAAUACCCUGCUCUAGAACACCUUAAUACCCUGCUCUAGAAUAUCUUUAUACUCUGCUCUUGAUCACCUUUAAUAUCCUGCUCUAGAACACCUUUAUACACUCCCCUAGUACACUUCAAUUCCCAGCUAUAUCCCACUAUAUAUUUUGAUGCUGCAGAUGCUAAGUCUGCCGCUAUGAAUAGAGUGGUCAGUGGUUGGCAUUCUAUUGUAAUAGUUAUUGCUAUGUCUUGAAGGCCAUGCAAAUAAGUGUACCCGUCGAAAAGAUGAAUUGCGUAGACCUGCAUUUUAAAUUCUUCAUAAGAUGUCGUUAACUUAAAAUUUUUGUAUGGCCGAGUUACGCCCGGAUCACGACUGGUUUUGUGUACUAUUUCCUUUUCACGGAGCAGCCAUUCAUGUAUUGGCCAUGCUCAUGCGUUGGUUGAUUGUUUGUUGCCUGUGUAUGAACGACGGUGGUACGGACGGCUCUCGAAAUAUUAAGCCACGUUCCAUGUAUAGCUCAAAAUUAUGGGCAGCUCGAGUGUUUAUGUAGUUAUUCUCACGGGAAUAAUCAAGUUUACUUCGUAGAUUGAUGCAUGAAAGCCUUGGCCGACAAGCAAAUGUAGUUUGUAAUCAUCUUUUGUCUGCCAGUGCUUGCGGUUGAAAGUCGAUUCCGCAUUUUCGACGACCUCGAUACUCGCUGGUAGCGAGGGUUCGUUCUUCAGUCAAUGUCGUCGGAAUAUUUUUUAAGAAAUCAUUAGACUAUUAAUCAUUUCCCAACUAUCAUUUAUUAAUAACGAGACCAUAACGAUGAUCGUCAACCCGUGGCCGCUAAUCGCUCGCUGUACAAUAAUCUAUGUUUUCUUUAAGUUAUCCAAUUAAACUUCCUAAAAAACGUUAAAAUUGUUCUGAGCACAGAUUACUGUCUAGCUAAAUUUAAUUAGUAAGCAUAGAACAAUGGAUAUCAAAGAGCUUUAUUCUUUCUUCCCCCCCCCCCCUCAGAGAAAAGUAAAAGAUAAUUUACCUCCUAUUUUGGAACCGCUUAUACAAAGAAACGCUCUAUUAGUACAAUUAAAACUGCCCUGGGAACGUCAACUCCCGCCACCUACAAUCUAUGUGCCGCAACAAAAUGUAUCUUUUAAAGAACAAGUGGGGAGUGUUCAACGCUAACUGCUGAAAGAAGUCCGCAGCUCUCUUUUAACAUCGAUAGUCCACUGAUUCCUCCUGGAAAAAGGCCGAGUUUGUCAUUAAAAGAUGGCGUCGCUCCAAUGCUGGGAUAAGUCGUGAUGAAAAAUGUGGUUCAUGGUUGUUGUGCGUUGCCGAGAGGUAAAUUCCUAACAAUACUGCUUUAUAGCCCUGAUGCUCUAGAGCAGUAAACCCAGUUCUGAUGCUCUACAAUUUACACACUUCUUCGUCUCUAGAGCCGCUCUUUUUGAUGAUCUAGAAUGGCCUCAGUUCUCGUGCUCUAGAGCCGCACUGGCUGACAAGAGACGAAUUGGUCUACCGGACGCGUACGCUAGUAUAGAGUUUAGCCCUAGAACGCUCAAACUUGUUUGUAGUCUAGUUUUAAAUUAUUUUCUCUGAAGAAUGUACAAUUACUAUUAUUUUAUGAGCAGCUUUUAUCAAGUUGCGAUCUCGAGACGAGGUUAAUAUUGGCCAGCUUUUGGUCAGUCAAACGGCAGGGAGCAAGGAAGAACAGGCGCUCGCAUGCGACCAGUAGACAAGUUUAGUGUGGCUGCUGCGACACUUGUCGCAUUGAUGCUUCAAUUUGUUACUAUUACUUACUGUUUGUAUUGAGGGGUUACUGUUUGUGUUGACGGGUUACUGUUUGUAUUGACGGGUUACUGUUUAUAUUGACGGGUUACUCUCUGUAUUGUCGGGUUACUGUUUGUAUCUUCGGGCUAAUAUUUCAAGUGGAAAUUGCGCGUAAAUUCCUACUCUUUUCAUUUAGCUACCUAGUACUGUUUAUUGCUGAAAAAUAUUUGCAUAGCUUAGUAUGGUAAUUAACUGCGGUCCGUUGCAUUGCAAAGUUAGUCGGUGUCUUUUUAACGUCGGUACUCCAGCAACUAGUGAAUGCCUACCAUAAAACAUGAACAACUGGACAACCUGCUUGUUGGUAUUUGAUACCUAAUAUUUUGACAUUAAAGUACUUCACGGCUCUAUAGCUCUUAUGGCUGCUGGUAGUUAUGUUGGGAGCUGAUGUCAGAGUCUAUAUUCUUACGGUCAUAGUCUAUUGGACAUUAUUCCCCCACGCUGCCAGGUUCGUGAGUAAAAGUCAUGCUCGCUUUUGAUGUUCGGGAACGCAUGUGAUGUUACAACGCUUUGCUCAAAUUCACUUUAAUGAUUCCUCAUGUUGAUGCCUUCCCUCUUAUCAAAAGUAAUAGUGAAUAAAAUGUGUGCGACAGUACCAGCCGUUAAGUAGUUACACAUUCAAGUGCGAUUCUGAAUUUUCAUUGUAAGUUUUCAGCGUAGUUAUGAGCGGUCAUUAUUUGUCCCAGCGCUAUCAUGUCUGUGAAUUCCAGCGAAAUGCAGGGAAGUUAAGGUCUUAAUGAAGCAUCUCUGUACUUAAUAUUGCCACUCAAGUCAGGUUCAAGUUUUCCUUAUAUCUUGUAGGGUAAAAGUUACAAAAUUGUGUUGAAUAUUUUCUAUAUUAUUCUCAAUAUUCAAUCGAUCUCUACUGUAAUUUCAAUUUUAGUUCUGAAUGUAUAUGUCUGGUAUUAGUUUCCUUAAAAAUAGUUCCACUUACAUUAUAAAAUCUCAAAGGACGGGCCUCACUGCCGGUUUUUUUUUUCUUUUUGCGUGCCAUGGCGCUUAUGUUUCCUAAUUUAAUAUUAAUUUUGUUGUCUGGACGACCCGACACCUCGACACUACGUCGUCGGACAAAACCUUGAACUCUUCAGCUGACCAUCGCCAUCCCAAAUAAUACCAUAUUUUUCGUGUUCAAAAAUAAUUGUGGUCCAAUUAUGUUAGGAUGUGAACUGUUAUCUUACUUUAAUUGUAUAUUCAUUCUACAGUGGAAUAUCUUAGCAUUUAUUGGGUAAAUAUUGAUUCAUUUCUCAAUGACAUCUACAGUAAAUUAUAAUAAUAGGUAAUACCUUAAUUGCAUCUGUUGAGGAUUAUAUCAGUAUAAGAAAGGAAUGAUGAUUAACAUAUAUUAAUUAACCUGAUCUACAGGACAUCGUCGCAGUAAUAAUGGAGAUAGUAAUUAGCAUGUUAACGGAUCCCUUGACAUUAACUGGCUGACCGAACACACUUAGAACUUAAUUCUGAACCUAAUGAAUGGUUUGAAGGUAUAUGUGUGAGGGCUUUUGCAAUGGACUGAGGGUUUCGCGUCAUUUUAAUUGCAUGUUCAAUAAUGUGAGGUGAUGCAAGUCUAUCUGCAAUGUGAGGUUAUGUGCAACAUUCUAGCGGAAUUUGCCACGUAGUAAGGGCAGCGGAAUACUAUACUAUGGCAAAGCUUCAGUUUGGCCUGAGACUGCGACCUACGUGCAAAACACAGCCAGGGUAAUUACAUUAAUUUCAGGCUACCUUGAAUGUGAGGGUAUGUACAUUGUGGCGGAUUUAACAACUCCGUGUUUUUUUUUUCAUUUUGAACGCCUGCCUAUUGUUGCCGGCGGUGGACGUUACCAUGUUUGUUAAACUCGCCGCAUGUCCACGCAAAUCAGAAUCACGUGUAUCACCUGAGCAAAUUGUUUGAAUAUGUAAUUGAAUAAAUUGUAUAAUAUGGUGAAA